UACAUGUACAUCCCUUGUGUUAAUCCACUGCGUGACGGUUCUGUGUGUACAUGUGUGUUGGUACAUGUUUAGCCCUUGUGUUUAUCCACUGCUGGAUGGUUCUAUGUGUGCGUGUGUUGGUACACGUGCUGCCAUUCUGCUAAUCCACUGAUGCUUCUUUAUUUACAUGUGCAACCCUCUUGUCAAUCCACUGCUUGUUCAAUGUGUACAUGUUGGAUGGUACACGUGCAUCGCUUGUGUUUAUCCACUGCUGGAUGUUUCUAUAUGUGCGUGUGUUGGUACACGUGCUGCCAUUCUGCUAAUCCACUGAUGCUUCUUUAUUUACAUGUGCAACCCUCUUGUCAAUCCACUGCUUGAUGGUUCAAUGUGUGCAUGUGUGAUGGUACACGUGCAUCGCUUGUGUUUAUCCACUGCUGGAUGUUUCUAUAUGUGCGUGUGUUGGUACACGUGCUGCCAUUCUGCUAAUCCACUGAUGCUUCUUUAUUUACAUGUGCAACCCUCUUGUCAAUCCACUGCUUGAUGGUUCAAUGUGUGCAUGUGUGAUGGUACACGUGCAUCGCUUGUGUUUAUCCACUGCUGGAUGUUUCUAUAUGUGCGUGUGUUGGUACACGUGCUGCCAUUCUGCUAAUCCACUGAUGCUUCUUUAUUUACAUGUGCAACCCUCUUGUCAAUCCACUGCUUGAUGGUUCAAUGUGUGCAUGUGUGAUGGUACACGUGCAUCGCUUGUGUUUGUCCACUGCUGGAUGGUUCUAUACGUGUGCGUGUGUGUGUGAUGGUUCACAUGCAAGCCCUCGUCCAUCCACUGCCGGAUGUGAAUGUGAGUAGCCACCGUGAGUCUAAUGCACGUAUGUAGAGGGUGUUCUUUUCAAGGGAUUACUUUGGCGACGCAGCGUUCGUAUGACGGUGGAUCGCACAAAGAGAAGUAAAACAAACUCGACACGUCACGUCGCUAACCGCCGUCUCGAAAGGGAACGCGAUACAUAAAUGGCAGAUGUCUCAAAUUAGGUUACACUGAAGCCGUGGGAAUGUGAACACACUUUUCACAAGACGCUAUUUUCCUUUGUGCGAGCACAACCUGACACCCCAACUCUGCCGUUACAAUGCUGAGCCGUCCGAUUCUGUGUCGCAGGUUCCCAGGUCUGGUGACUGCUGGGUGCCUCGUCUGCUUUUUCUACGUUACUUUAAUCCAGCAAUCAAAGUACAUCCAGACAGAUAUCUGGGACAACUACAAGAUUGAUACAAGACAGUUAGAGGUGUUGCACUCAUUCACAAAACGAGUGCUGGAUGAGCCCUGCAGGCCAGGCUUUGCCCGUGGUCUCAUGACACAGCUUUUCCCGGGGCGCUACCACCCCGAGCUGCUUCCCUUCAUCAGCAAGAACCUUUCUGAGAUGCAGAGUGAAGAGGCCACAGGCCUGCGCUACGAUCCACCCUUUGGAUUUCGAGGGCAGCGAGACAGCCUAGAGGCAAUCUUGGGCCUGAUGCCAGAGACUGGUCUUCCCGUGGUGGGGGCGGAAAAAGGGGAUGUGCCCCCUAAAGUGUGCCGUCGCUGCGUGGUGGUUGGGAGCGGUGGAAAUCUGCGAGGGACGGGUCUGGGUCCACUUCUCGAUAACUUUGACGUCGUGAUUCGAUUAAACAAUGCACCUAUAAUAAAGUUUGAAAAUGACGUUGGAAGCAAAACAACUGUCCGGAUCACUUAUCCAGAGGGCGCACCAAAGUCGAUGGAAGAGUAUAAACCAGAUUCAAUAUUUGCUGCUGUGAUGUACAAAGGAGUGGACUUCAAGUGGCUUGAGUCCAUUAUCAAGAAAGAGCACGUGAGCCUCUGGACCAAACUUUGGUUCUGGCAGUCGGUGGCGGACAGAGUUCCCUUGGGACCAUCGCAGUUCCGCAUCCUAAACCUCGAGAUUAUUGGUGAGACCUCCAUGGAUCUACUGGGAUAUCCAAAACCCAGAAAGAGGAUCUGGGGUUGGGACAAGAACAUCCCAACGCUCGGCGUGUCAGCGGUGGUUUUCGCCACGCACUUAUGCGACGAGGUGAGCCUGGCUGGCUUCGGCUAUGACCUCAGCCGGCCGGAUGCGCCGCUGCAUUACUACGAGAACGUGCGCAUGGACGCCAUGAAGGCACAACCCAUGCAUAACGUGGACGGAGAGAAGCUCUUCCUUGCCGGCCUUAUAAACGCCGGUGUCAUCAGCGACUUGACGGGUGGCGUGCAGUGCACUUUCUGCCAAAAGCGAGACAGCGGUGGUGGCAGCAAUAGAACAUAGUGCUUGCUAGCCGGACACUUGGCGUUGACUUCCGUUUGGCGAGUGCACAGCCAGGCAGAGGGUCUGGCUGCAGAGGAGUGGAACUGAGAGCCUGCUGGAUGUUAAUAUUUCAAAUAGAGUUUGUCGAAAACCAACGAUGUUCUUUUGCAGAAAGAGAACAGAAAAACGUCCUGCUAUAGUCUUCCGUAUACAUUCAUUAAGCACUUUCCAACCCUGAUAGUAUUUUAUUCCUCACUGUAUGCUGUCAGAAUAGACAGCACCUCAUAUAUUGGUCUUUUGAGCAACAUAUGAGAUGCAUGUGUAAAUAGAUUGAGCAAGACAGAUGUACUGCUUUUCAUAUAUUUUGUAAUCGUAUGAGGUGGAAAUCACAACAUGUGCUUAAAGUGUACAGAAUGCCAUACUUGUGUGAUUGGGAUACAAUUGUGUAGGACAAUUUCCAAACGACAUUCUGUUCAUAUACUGGAUACACAACACUUUAUUAACAUACAUAAACUGAUGUAUUCAAGUAACCAGAUGUUUAUUGAAGGAUGCCUACCUCUGCAUCCAUGUAAUUGUGAUGCGUGACGCCGUGCACAUUUAAAAACAAGGCCAGAAAAUUAUCGGUCUUCCUUCGUGAAGCCCCAUGAAUAAUUUAUAGAAAUAUGCUAAAGGUUACAUUUACAAUGUCAACAAAGCAGAGUAAGAAAUAACCUCCAGAUUAAUCUGCUUUUGCGAUGGGGUUUUUUGAGUUUCAAAAUCAAGUACACAACUUACGUGACCACAAACGAAGGGCUUCAGUUAUUUGGAGGUGACACUUGGAACACUACAAACCCAUGAGUGGAGUUACGUGUAUCUGGAUACAUUCCUGCAUAUCGUGCAUACACAUAAACACUGCAUUUAAUUAUGUAAUGGAGCACUACAUUUUUCCUGUAUCGAGUUUACAUGUUUCAAACCAGGAUUACCAAUGAUGGGCAAACUAACAUGGCACACUUUCUGAAAUGAACACUGUUGAAAAAUAGAUAUAGUGUGAGCAGAAAGGUUUAGCAAUAUAAGAAAUAGAAAUUUAAAAAAUAAUACAGAGAAAAGCGUUUGUUUCGCCUACUGACCAAUGUCCAACAGCAUUUGUUUAAACAGCAAACCCAGUUAAAACUGAAAUGGUGUGAACCCUGUGAGUCUAUUGAGCGGUGUGCCCUGUUAAAUGCUGCUGAAUUGCCUGACGUUAUAGGCAGUAAGCAUUCCACGAACACCUUUGGGCCCGUUUAGCACAUUACCGUCCAGCAAAAUUGUACAACAAUAGGCAACCAUCAUGGUCAUGGCUUAGCAUCGUAUAUUGAAAAUAGAAUGGAAAAAAAAACAUUUCGACUUUGAAUAAAAUGUCAUUUGUAUUUAAAAUAUACAUUUGCCAACAAAUGUAAAAACAAUACAUUGCAAACAACGAAAUCAUAAAUUAGUACAAUAACAUUUCAGUACAAUAUCAAUUCUUAAGCCUUGUAAUUGUAAUGCAUAUGCUGCAUAUGUAUUCAUACUCUUUAUAUAGAUUGUGUAAAUAUGAGUAUUUAUAUUCACUGCGCAUUCAGAUAUAGUGUAUGCAGUAUAUUGACAGUAUGUGUGAACUCAUUAUGGUAUGAUUUUAUACUGUAUAUGUACACUCAAGUAUUUAGAGCAGAAUGUCAUUAGCACUGAAAAAUGUAAGUGUUACAAUAAAUAAGCGAUUGUCGAUGGCACUGCUUUUGUAUACUGUAAUGCGGUAUUUCAAUGUUUAUUAAUCUCGAUUUCUCAUGAUGACUGGUUAUUUACCUGUGUAAUUCAUUGCUGUACAACACUGUAAUAAGGGUUUAAGUUUGUACUAAUCAUUCACUUGUGUACAUGUCUGAAUACGAUGCAUUUCUCCUGAAUGUUUAUGUUGACAAUUAACCUGAGUUAAUGCAACGGUUAUAUGUAUUCAUUUCAACUCAUUCGUGUUUUAUUUAUUUGCAUACAAAUUAUUUUACGUGAAAUACCUGUUCAUGGAAUUAAUGCAUUGUUUAUAUUACAGUACUGUAGAGUGUAUACUUUAAGACUGGUAGGUUUUUAAUUUGUAAUCGAAGGGUAUGCAGUAUAUUGAGUGUAUGUUAAAUAAUGUAUUAAUUCAUGUCAUUAAAACCACUGCAGUAUU
Molecule: messenger RNA, 4395 nt
Organism: Lethenteron reissneri (Far Eastern brook lamprey)
Lineage: Eukaryota; Metazoa; Chordata; Hyperoartia; Petromyzontiformes; Petromyzontidae
Gene: ST3GAL5
Product: ST3 beta-galactoside alpha-2,3-sialyltransferase 5
Molecular function (GO): lactosylceramide alpha-2,3-sialyltransferase activity
Source: RefSeq, a predicted model, not a curated record